This is a messenger RNA of Ictalurus punctatus (channel catfish), 7684 nucleotides long. RefSeq names its product nuclear receptor coactivator 3. The transcript is spliced from 23 exons. Gene Ontology annotation, cellular component: nucleus. NCBI's taxonomy places the organism in Eukaryota, Metazoa, Chordata, Actinopteri, Siluriformes, Ictaluridae. Gene Ontology annotation, molecular function: protein dimerization activity; nuclear receptor binding. Gene Ontology annotation, biological process: positive regulation of transcription by RNA polymerase II; cellular response to hormone stimulus. The coding region runs from base 443 to 4690 and encodes 1415 amino acids. The record is from RefSeq and is a predicted model, not a curated record.
GUCUAUGCCGCUGUGCACACGUGUACAUGUAGUUUAUUGUGAAAGCGAUUCUGGUUAAGGAGCGUUCACUCAACGCGCAGCUGUAGACUACGUUACCCAUAAUGCACCGGCGUCGGCUUCCAAGCUGGCUGACUGCUCUCGAAGCAGCGUUUCUCAUUUAAACAAACAGCAACGGAAGAUGGCGGAGACAGAGACGGAGACGGAGCUGAAAUAGAAAGCAGCAAACGAGCAGAAGAGAAGAAGAGAUAUUUCUGUUUGUCGGAGGAGGUGAAAACUGAGCCAAGGCAGUGUGUGUGUGUGAGCGACGGAGUGUGUGUGUGUGUGUGUUUGGACGAGCGGAGGAUCACUGCAUCUUCUCUCCGAUCUGUCACAAGGAUGUGAAGAUCGACAAAGCAGAAGCUUUAAUAAAACACUGCUGACGAGGUGCUGAUAUGUGUAGAAGAUGAGCGGUGUGGGGGAGAACUCCAUGGAGCCUCUGUGCCCCGAUCGCAAACGCAGUCUAUCCACCUGCGACACGCCCGGCCUCGGGUGCGAGAAGCGGCGGCGAGAGCAGGAGAGCAAAUACAUCGAGGAGUUAGCCGAGCUGAUCUCGGCCAACCUGAGCGACAUCGACAGCUUCAACGUCAAACCGGACAAGUGCGCCAUCCUGAAGGAGACGGUGCGGCAGAUCCGACAGAUCAAAGAGCAAGGGAAAGCCUCGUCGAGCGAUGAUGACGUCCAAAAAGCCGACGUGUCCUCCACGGGUCAGGGGGUCAUCGAUAAGGACCACCUCGGACCUCUGUUACUCCAGGCACUGGACGGCUUCCUGUUUGUGGUGAACAGAGAGGGGAGCAUCGUGUUCGUGUCCGAUAACGUCACUCAGUACCUGCAGUACACGCAGGAGGAGCUGAUUAACACCAGCGUCUACAACAUCCUGCACGACGACGACCGAGACGACUUCCACAAGAACCUGCCCCGGAAUAACGUGAACAGCAUGGCGUGGGGAGGAGAAGCUCCUCGACAGAAGAGCCACACCUUUAACUGCCGCAUGCUGGUGAAGUUCGGUGCCGGUCCGGCCGAGGAGAACCCCGGGACGCCCCGCUACGAGACCAUGCAGUGUUUCGCCCUCACACAGCCGAAAGCCAUGAUGGAGGAGGGAGAAGACCUGCAGUCAUGUAUGAUCUGCGUGGCACGACGUGUGACUACGUUGGAGAGAACAGAGAGCUUCAACACCAAACACGAUCCCUCAGGCAAACUGAUUCAGAUAGACCAGAAUUCCCUGCGUGCCUCCAUGCGUCCAGGUUGGGAGGACCUGCUGAGACGCUGUAUACAGAUGUUUUUACAGCACAGUGAUGGACAGCCCUGGUCAAAUAAACGGCACUACCAUGAGGCCUAUCUUCAUGGUCAUGCAGAGACCCCCGUGUACAGAUUUUCGUUAUCAGAUGGCACCCCAGUCACAGCGCAGACCAAAAGCAAGCUCUACCGCAACCCGAUGACCAACGAGCCCCAGGGCUUCAUAUCUACCCACCUGUUACAGAGGGAGCCCAAUGGCUGUCGCACCAACCAAACUGGGGGCAUGAGGCAGCAGGGCAUGGGGGGCGCUAACCCCAACGGCCAAAUGAACAUGGGUCCUGGUGGAGGCAUGGGGAUGGGGGGCAUGAGUGGUAUGGGAGGGAUGGGUAUGAAUCGGGGUUAUGGCAUGAAGGAGAUGGGGCACAUGGGUCACAUGGGUGGUGGGGGGUCCAUGUAUGGGGGCAGCAUGGGCAAUCGAAUGAUGCAGAUGAAUCAGAUGAGUCAAAUGGGUCAAAUGAAUCCAAUGAAUCCUAUGGCUCAGAUGAAUCCUAUGAAUCACCCUGGUCCUGGGAUGCAGCAUCAGCAUCAGCAGCCUCUGUUCCAGGCCUCAGGAGGCUACGGGCUCGGAGGCACGAAUAGUCCGUCUCAAGGCAGCCCGGGUCUAAACGGACCUCAGCAGGGUCUCCUCAUGUCUCCACGCAACAGAGGAAGUCCAAAAAUGGCGUCCAGCCAGUUUUCUCCAGGAGGCAUCCAUUCUCCCAUGGGUCCGGGCAGUGUAGGAGCUUCAUCGGGAGGUGGAGGUGGAACCACCUUUUCCAGCAGCUCUCUCAAUGCUCUUCAGGCCAUCAGUGAAGGAGUAGGCGCCUCCCUGCCAUCCACCCUGACGUCCCCUUCUACGGCACACAAACCCGACUGCUCUCCAAGUGUCCACUCCUCGUCAUCCUCCUCCCAACCUCCUUGUAAGCCAGGACAUGGGGACUCCAAAAGCCCAGCAGGAGCCUACAGUCAUGGACCUGGAGAUCAGCAUCACCCCUUGCACCACCACCAUCACCACAGCCACACCCACCAAGCAGAGAGCAGCAGUGCGGACCGACCCGACAGCCAGGCUGGUGGAGGCAGCAAAGAGUCCGGGGAAGCGACCAGCGACGCUGGGAAUGCUUCAUCAGAACCUCCUCGGAAGAUUCCAGAUGGAAAGGGACACAAAAAGUUACUCCAGCUCCUCACCUCACCGACCGAGGAGCUGGGACUCGGGGUUGGAAGUGGACCUCCUGGACCUCCCACAGGAGGUAACUUGGAAGGUAAGGAACCGGGAUGCGUGACGAGUCCGUCUUCCGUCUCUUCAUCCACCAAUCAGAGCCAGGUUCUUGGAGCGGCAGGAGGAGGACCCUCUGAAGCUCUGGGUUCUUCUCACUACACAGCGUCGCUCCAGAAAAAGCACAAGAUCCUCCACAAGCUGCUCCAGAAUGGAAACACACCUGACGAAGUUGCGAAAAUCACCGCUGAGGCAACGGGUAAGGCGGUGCUCGGACAAGAAGCUGGCGCCGCUGGAGGAGACGCGGGAGGCUCCAACGCAGGACCAGGAGGAGUCUCGGGAACGUCCGAACCCAAGCAGGAGCAACACAGCCCCAAGGAGAAGAAAACCAACGCCCUGCUCCAUUACCUUCUCAACAACAAGGACGACUCCAACUCCAAAGAGACCAGCGACAUCAAACCAAAGCCUGAAGAUCUGGAAGGGAAAGGCAUCACCGGGGGGAACAGUGGCACUCCGCUCAGCAGAGGAGCGCAGGAGAACAUGGAGGGCAAAAUCAAAUCAGAACCUCCUGACGAGCUGGACACCAUCCUCGGAGGCCUGAGGGGUUCCGGAGCAGAUUUCCCAGAGCAGGGGGAUGCAGGAGGUGCUCCUGAUGGAGGGAACAAGCCUCAUUCGUUUGCUGAUGACGGAAUGAUGAACAGGGGAAUGGGAAUGCCGGAGCGCUCACCCAUGGGCCCGGCUGGAGACUGGGGAAUGCCGCGGUCGACCGGCAGCCCCUCCAUCAUGCGUCCUGCCGUCGAGUCCUACAACUCCAAGGGAAUGAUGGGAGGAGGACCCAUGGUGAACAGGUCCAACAGCGUUCCCGGGACCAGGUCCAUGCUGCAGCAACAGCUGAUGGAUAUGGGCUCCGGUGAUCUGAGCAUGGCGAUGGGGCCGUUCAGCCAGCAGCACUGUCCAGACAGUCAGUCGCCGUCCUGGCCGGACAACAUGAUGGGGAUGGACAACAGGCGUCAGUUUGGGAACGCUCUGGAUGAGUUGUUGGUUCCUCCGUCCACGUCUGAGGGUCAGAGUGAUGAGAGAGCUCUGUUAGAUCAGCUCGACUCUCUGCUCAACAACACCGAUGUUUUAGCCCUGGAGGAGAUCGACCGCGCCCUGGGCAUCCCUGACAUCAUCAGCCAGGGUCAGGGUGGAGAUCUGCAGCCCGAGCCCUUCCCCGCACAGGACCCGUCCAUGGUGAUGGAGCAGAAGCCCAUGUACCCCCAGGGUUACCCCGGACCCCCAUCCAUGCCCAUGCCCUCCGGUUACGGUGCCAGCCCCAUGCAGGGUGCGCCUCCCCCUGCGCCCUAUAGCCCCAUGCUCAACCAGAUGGGGCAGCAGGGUAACUACCCCGGGAUGGGCGGCAUGGGGCCGAUGGGGGGCAUGGGGCAUCCGCGCGCUGUCAUAAUGAGACCAAGGAUGAUGAGCGCCACCAAACCUACACGCUUGCAGCUGCAGCAGAGGCUACAGGGACAACAGUUCAUGAGCCAGGCUCGGCAGGGUAUGGGCAUAAAGAUGGAGAAUCCCGGUGGAGGCGGAGGCCCUGGCAUGAGGCCUGGCAUGCAGCCGGGGAUGGGAGGCCAGCCGGGCUUCCUGAACGCUCAGAUGAUGGCUCAGCGUAGCAGAGAGAUGCAGAUGCGGAGACACAAGAUGAUGAUGUUGAUGCAGCAGCAGGCAGCAGGUGGAGGUUUCAGUCCUCCGCCCAACGUCACGGCCCCCACGGGGAUGGAGGGCAUGGGGGGGCCGGGUAUGGGCCAGCCUGGACAGCAGCAGUUCAGCUAUGGAGGAAACUAUGGAAUGGGCCAGCAAGGUGAUCCGUCUUUCGCCCCCGCCGGAGGUCCCAGCCCACCCAACGCCAUGAUGCCAGGCCGCAUGGGGCCUCCUCAGAAUCCCAUGAUGCAGCAGCACCCGCAGGGCGGCCCCAUGUACCAGAGUCCCGACAUGAAGGGCUGGCCUCAGGGAGGAAUGUCACGCAACAGUUCGUAUCCACCACAAGCGUUUGCGCAGCAGGGCUCGGCCACGCCGUACGGCUCCAUGAUGAUGAACGGCGCCAACGCGGGUCACAUGGGGCAGAUGAACAUGGGCAUGAUGGGGAGGAUGCCGAUGGGCCCUGAUCAGAAAUAUUUAUGAAGAGGAUGGAGGGACGGCCGUCACCAUGGCGACACUGUGAAGCUAACAAAACAUGAUACACACCUGAAUGUUCAGACCUUGCGUGUGAAACUAAUUGUAACACAGUGUAAAUACACACACACACACACACACACACACACACACACACAUGUACUGGAUUCAUCUACGUCCUCUAUAUCUGUCUUUGUCCUGAGAGACUUUCUCUGUUUCUUCGUGAGCUUUCUUCAUCCUGUUUCUCACUGAAAGAUCAAAACUGAACAAACAAGGACACACACACACACACACACAUUUUUGCGAAUGUAUAUCAUGCCGUGUUGACCAUCUGGAUGUAAGAUCACCUUCUGUCCUGUUAAAGGUACGAGAGAGAGAGAGGAAGAGAGAGAGGAAGAGAGAGAGGAAGAGAGAGGAAGAGAGAGAGGAAGAGAGAGAGGAAGAGAGAGGAAGAGAGAGAGGAAGAGAGAGAGGAAGAGAGAGGGGAAGAGAGAGAGGAAGAGAGAGGAAGAGAGAGAGGAAGAGAGAGAGGAAGAGAGGGGAAGCUGUGAUUGCACUUUAACGGAAAGUCAGAGCUGUUUCACGGCGUUAGGAGUGUUGCAAUAUAUUUUUUUCUCUCGCUCAUUUUAGCCUUAUCGGAGAAGCGACGCACAGGAAACGGAGCUGCUCGCCGUUCCCCGCCGGAGCGGGACGAUCAUGAAACCUGAAAGCAGCAAGCACAGACGAUCUGUUUUCUGCAGAUUGAAGCAAUAAAUCUCGUCUCGCCGGAUUCUUCGACUUGUCGACGUGAAGGUUGCAGUAUUAGAAAUCUCGAGCUGGCGUUCACAUUUCUCCUGUGUUCUCCCUCCUCUUCCGUCCGUGAUGAUAAUCUGUAAAUACAGCGCACAUCUUUUAUAUCUGCUUUUGUAGCUCACAGGUUUUGCACAACAGGCUUCGUCAGGCUCCGUGUUUAAAUCGCGUCUGUUCCGCGUUACAGAUCGGUACGUCCGAUUGUUCCAGCAGGGUGCGGGGGUCUCUUUUUUUUCAUCAUUAUUUCUCUAUUUUACUUUAUUUUAUUUUAUUUUAUUAAUAGUAAUCUCUUCACUGAAAAGCCACCACUUUUUUUUAUUCUUUGAACAAAAGCACUUUUUUUUUCGAGAACAUAUUUUCUUCCUCACACUCGUACAUGGCGAAACACGGACUGACGAACCCUCUGACGAACCCUCCGACGAACCCUCCGACGAACCCUCUGACGAACCCUCUGACGAACCCUCUGACGAACCCUCCGACGAACCCUCCGACGAACCCUCCGACGAACCCUCCGACGAACCCUCCGACGAACCCUCUGACGAACCCUCCGACGAACCCUCCGACGAACCCUCCGACGAACCCUCCGACGAACCCUCUGACGAACCCUCUGACGAACCCUCCGACGAACCCUCUGACGAACCCUCUGACGAACCCUCUGACGAACCCUCCGACGAACCCUCUGACGAAUCAGAGUGUGUAUAUUGUAAAGAUGGCACGGGAUCGAUCGGAGGCGCGUCUUUGCGUUUAUGAACCGUUUCCCGUGUUAAACGGUCCUGUGUUUCAGACUCAAUUAGACCUGUGAAGGUUUUAGUACGACAUAAAAACUCCAAUAUCUCCCUCUGUUAUCUUAAAUGUAAUUAUUUUAAGGUGGGAAUCGAUGGGGUGGUGAUCGCCCCCCCACCCCCCACCCCCCACCCCGAUACUAAUGGAGUGUUCGCCCCUGAAAAUCCGUGGAGCCGGCCACGUUUUGAAAACAUCGUCGCGGACUUUGAGGGAUGGUUCGUAAUGCCGUGAUUUAUACCAGUUUAGCGUAACAUGAAAGAAUUCGUAUUGGUAUAUUUUUACGUAAACUGUCUAUUUUAUGUAAAUUAUUCGUACUCGUGUAAGGCCAGCUCAUCCAUCCCCCCGUUGUUUUCGUUUCGUCUCUUCACCCCACUCUCAGAUUCGCUCUGUAGUAAGACUGGAAACGUGGAGCUGUGAGGUUUCAUCUCCUCCUGUUCUGUUCGGUUUAUUUUCAACGUAUUCAGAGUGGAACCAUGCGAAAAUUCAUUAUUUUACACACACACACACACACACACACACACACACACACAGAGAGCAAAUGUCGUCUAAACCCGUCUAAAAAUACGACCGCUUAUCGUUAUUUGGUUUGCUGGAAUAUUUAAAACGACAUAUAAAUACGUAUAAAUAUAAAUAAUUUUCACUCGUUUUCAGAAUCUUGUAGCAUAUUUCAAGGGAUGGUUUAUAACGUCAUAAUUUAUACCAGUUUCGCAUAACGUUAACGGAUCGAUUUUUUAUAUAUUCUUAUAUUUCUUAAGUUUUGCUAAUUGUUUGUGUUAUUUUGUGCUCAUCAUUGAUUAUGAUAAUAAUUAUUAUUCCUGUUCUUGUGUAAAUUAUUUUUACUCGCGUAUGGCCAGAUUACUGCUCGUUCAUUUACAUUUCAAACUUUUCUCCCCAAAGAUUUCUUUCCCCCCCGGGUCAUCUUAUGUCUCUGACGUAGCUGUGUGAAUCACGUAUCGAUUUAAUUAACAUUAUAUUAAUGUAUUUGGGUUUAUUAUUUUUAUUUCGUGGGCCGUGAAGUCGACUUGAUGCUGUAAAUGUUCGAUGAGGAUACGCGAGACUCUUAAUAGUAUUCAGUGCUUUUAUUUUGUCGGGUUGUUUUUUUUUUGUUCGUUUUAGAUCUGGUCUGGUAAUCUGGUCGGAUCUGGGGUUUUAUUUGUUGGUAACGAGCUCUGCCGAUUAAUCGAAAAAAAUCAAAUUCCCUUCAGAACUUGUUCUAAAAAAAAAAAAAAAAAAAAAAAAAAAAAGGUGAACUACACGAAGUUAAAGUAUCUGUGUGCAAUCUCUGUUCAGAUAGAACGUGAAAUAGAUUUUUAAAUCGUGACCAGGGGGUGAUACACGCCUGUCAUCCGCGUGAGGAUGUAAAUUACUAGUGCAUUUAUCAUGUUUCUCGAUGUUAAUAUUGCUGUAAAUACAAAUUUCUAUUUAAACGUU